This is a messenger RNA of Diversispora eburnea, 306 nucleotides long. The record is from the annotation of a GenBank genome assembly. Lineage: Eukaryota; Fungi; Glomeromycota; Glomeromycetes; Diversisporales; Diversisporaceae.
AUGCAAUGGGGUGGAAUAGACUCUUCUGAUAAAUGUGAUUGGUUUAUGAAUGUGGUGAUAGAUCAUUUUCUAAAAAAUAAUGGUAAAGAACCAUAUGUAGAAGAUUUGGAAUCUAUUUUGGAUCAAAUAAUGUUAAGAUUAAAACAUUCCACUAAAAAUGUAAGUAAUAGUGUAAGAGGGAUUAGUAAUGGAAAUAAAGAAGAUAAUUCUAGUAUAGAUCAUGUUAUAGACAAACCUACCAAAACAAGAAAUGAACCAAUUAUUGAUGAAGAAGGAUUUCAAUUAGUGACAAGACGAAAAAGAUGA